Ostrinia nubilalis (European corn borer) is the source of this 989-nucleotide messenger RNA. RefSeq names its product ferritin heavy chain-like (gene Fer1HCH). Gene Ontology annotation, molecular function: ferric iron binding; ferrous iron binding. Gene Ontology annotation, cellular component: cytoplasm. NCBI's taxonomy places the organism in Eukaryota, Metazoa, Arthropoda, Insecta, Lepidoptera, Crambidae. Gene Ontology annotation, biological process: intracellular iron ion homeostasis; iron ion transport. The transcript has 5 exons. The coding region runs from base 233 to 868 and encodes 211 amino acids. The record is from RefSeq and is a predicted model, not a curated record.
UCAUUCGGUAGAAACCUCUUGUCAACACGAGAUGGUCGUAUCGAUGCGUAAUAUAAUUUCGUGUAAUCAGAGCCAUCGGUGCUUAUAGUCAGUCCCCUUUGUUACAUUUUGUUGUUAUACAAGUCGCCUUCUGCACCAGUGUGUGUAAAGGCCUGACUUUCGCGAGUACUCUGCAUCUUUUUGCAAAAACUACGUCGUCAAAGUAUCUGUGAUUUUAAUUUUAGAAAUAAAAAUGAAGACUAUCCUGCUUGCUGUCGCUUCUCUCCUGGCGGUGUGCGCCCCUGCAUUGGCUACACAAUGCAGCGUCAACCCCGUGACCAUCCCGAAGGAAUGGAUCACGAUGCACCGGCCCUGCCGCGACUCCAUGCGCCGCCAGAUCCAGAUGGAGGUGGCUGCGUCCCUGCAGUACCUUGCCAUGGGCGCUCACUUCUCUAAGGAUACUGUCAACCGGCCAGGUUUUGCCAAGCUAUUCUUCGACGCCGGCUCAGAAGAGCGUGAGCACGCAAUGAAGCUCAUCGAGUACAUGCUGAUGCGAGGAGAGCUCACCUCUGACGUCACCUCACUAAUCACCAUCAGGCCUCCCGAACGCAACCAGUGGGCCAACGGCGUGGAAGCUUUGGAACACGCCGUGAAGAUGGAGAGUGACGUCACCAAGAGCAUCCGCACCGUCAUCCACGCCUGCGAGGACGACAGCGAGUUCAACGACUACCACCUUGUCGACUACUUGACUGGCGAGUUCUUGGAAGAACAAUACAAGGGCCAGCGCGACCUCGCCGGAAAAGCAUCCACCCUCAAGAAGAUGCUGGAACGCCACCCAUCGCUCGGCGAGUUUAUCUUCGACAAGAAACUCCUCGGCAUGGACGUCUAAACGCCUGUGCCAGUCACAAAAAAAAAACAAAAAGUCAUUUCCAGUACAAAAUUCCCGCGUUUUCGACUUUUCAAAUUCAGCCAUCUUGUCGAAGUUUUUAGGUAUGGCGGGAUUCAUAAAA